CCAGCCAGGCCUGCCUGUCCCACUCGGGACAUGAGCAGCUGAAGUUGGCCCCCUCAGUUCUCACCCCUGCCAAGGCCCCUCUGGGCUUCCAGCUGCUCCCUGCACCUCUCCUGGCCCCCUCAGUUCUCCCAGGUUGUUCCUCAAAGUCAUUCAAGCUGUACUCACCGAAGGAGCCCCCGAACGGCAACGCCUUCCCCCCCUUCCAUCCCGGCACCAUGCUAGAUCGGGAUGUGGGCCCAACUCCUAUGUACCCACCUACAUACUUGGAGCCUGGGAUUGGGAGGCACACACCAUAUGGCAACCAAACUGACUACAGAAUAUUUGAGCUUAACAAACGGCUUCAAAACUGGACAGAGGAGUGUGACAAUCUCUGGUGGGAUGCUUUCACAACUGAGUUCUUUGAGGAUGAUGCCAUGUUAACCAUCACUUUCUGCCUGGAGGAUGGACCAAAGAGAUAUACCAUUGGCCGGACCUUGAUCCCACGCUACUUCCGCAGCAUCUUUGAAGGGGGUGCUACGGAGCUGUACUAUGUGCUUAAGCAUCCCAAGGAGGCAUUCCACAGCAACUUUGUGUCCCUCGACUGUGACCAAGGCAGCAUGGUGACCCAGCACGGCAAACCCAUGUUCACCCAGGUGUGUGUGGAGGGCCGGUUGUACCUAGAAUUCAUGUUUGACGACAUGAUGCGGAUAAAGACGUGGCACUUCAGCAUCCGGCAGCACCGAGAGCUCAUCCCCCGCAGCAUCCUUGCCAUGCAUGCCCAGGACCCCCAGAUGUUGGAUCAGCUCUCCAAAAAUAUCACCCGGUGUGGGCUGUCCAAUUCCACUCUCAACUACCUCCGACUCUGUGUGAUACUCGAGCCCAUGCAGGAGCUCAUGUCCCGCCACAAGACCUACAGCCUCAGCCCCCGUGACUGCCUCAAGACCUGCCUUUUCCAGAAGUGGCAGCGCAUGGUAGCACCCCCCGCGGAGCCCGCACGGCAGCAGCCCAGCAAGCGGCGGAAACGAAAGAUGUCAGGGGGCAGCACCAUGAGCUCGGGGGGUGGCAACACCAACAACAGCAACAGCAAGAAGAAAAGCCCAGCCAGCACCUUCGCCCUCUCCAGCCAGGUACCUGAUGUGAUGGUGGUGGGGGAGCCCACCCUGAUGGGCGGGGAGUUCGGGGACGAGGACGAGAGGCUCAUCACCCGGCUGGAGAACACCCAGUUUGACGCGGCCAACGGCAUUGACGACGAGGACAGCUUUAACAACUCCCCCGCCCUGGGCGCCAACAGCCCCUGGAACAGCAAGCCUCCAUCCAGCCAGGAAAGCAAAUCGGAGAACCCCACGUCACAGGCCUCCCAGUAAAGGCCUUGCCAUGGCCACCCAGCGCUCUGCCUGCCUGCCCCACCCCUCGCAGUCCCAGGGAGCAGAAGACAGAAUGAAGAGACUGAGCAUCUAAAAUGGGCAGCCUCCAUCCACCCACUUCAGGGAGGAACUGGACUCGCUGGGGGCAGGUGCCAAGAUUUGCCCCCCAGUGGCCCUGGGCUGGGCCUGGCCUCUGCAGAGCCUUUUGGGGGAAGGGGGUACUCAUGUGGAUGCCUACGUGGACCCUGGGCCUCUGAGAAAUGUCCUGACCACCCCCCAGGGCAUUUGCCUCCAUCUUUACCCCAGGUUCUGGGUUCCCCAUCCUCCUGAUCCCACCCCCUUCAAGCCUGGGGUUGUUUAUCCCACAACCCUUAGGGACUUAAAGUUAUGGGGCUUGGUUGAGUGCCCCUUUCCUAAACCUUCCUCUAGGUGGCUGGUAGUAGAGGGGUAAAGCUCUGGCUCUUCCCUGCAGCCACCUGUCCCAGCUCCCAAGUUUUUAAAAAAAUAAUAUUAUUAAAAAUGUAAGUUUAAAAAAAAAUCACUCAUGUACCCCCUCUUCCCCUUAUUAAAAAGUCCAUCUACCUCCCUACUCCUGGCAAAUGUGGGGCUUAGGGCCCAGGUGGAGGUGAGUGUGGGGGUAGGGGGGUAUGCAUUACCAUUUAAUACAGUUUGAGAGCUUCAGACCAAGGAGAUACUUUGCCAUCUCUCUUCCCUUUUCCUCUGGGGUGACUGGAGUUGGGGAAGGCAUGCCUUGGGGUAGGGGGCCAUUGAUGGCC
Messenger RNA from Ailuropoda melanoleuca (giant panda), 2119 nucleotides. RefSeq names its product LIM domain binding 1 (gene LDB1). The transcript is spliced from 11 exons. The record is from RefSeq and is a predicted model, not a curated record. Bases 216 to 1343 code for a protein of 375 amino acids. NCBI's taxonomy places the organism in Eukaryota, Metazoa, Chordata, Mammalia, Carnivora, Ursidae.